AUGUCUUUGUCCAUGUGGCUCUCGAUCAAGACGGCGAUGCUUCUCGUUCUCCUCGUAGAAUGGGUCCAAGCGUGGAACGCAGCCAUGGACCCUUACGUUCCUCGAAAGCAAUCUUGCCUGGCAGCUCAGGAUUUCGGUGACACGAAUCGACCCUAUGCUCCGUUGGAAGCACUACUCCCAGCUGUGGAAUUUCGUCUCUUAUUGAACAAAGCUGUCGAGAUUGCCAAUGCUACUCCAUUGGCAGAGUUCGCGAAUAACUCACAGUCAAUGGAAAAUUCUAAAAGUGAAUCUCGUUCUCAUAUUAUUAACGAGCUUCGUAAAAUUUUCGAAGAGCCAGGCAAAACGAUCGGCAAUCGCCGCCCCCUGCAGCUUGCAGUCAAAGAUAAAGACAGUACCAGAACGUCGAGCUCGACGGGGUUGCGACAGCUAAAGUUGAGCGGUGGAGCUGUCCGCACAGCCUGUAACAGUUACACUUCAAAUCUACGAUUUGGCGAAUCGUAUGUACUGACGGCCAACAAAUCUGACCGAAAAAGGAUGAUACGCGAAGAUCGAUUGCCAGGGAUUAAGCAGGUUAUUGUUGCGGAUCUAGACCUGCGGGAUUUAUAUCGCAACCUUGUACAGACAAAAAUUGAAGAUAUCCAAGCCGAAGUAUUCCAAGAGGAUCCUGACUUUUUUGAAGUACGGUCUCUCCUAACUGAGGCUAACCAAGCUUUCAAUAGAUGGUUCGAGCUUGUGCGCGUUCAAGACAUCCUCGAGGCUGAGCGCCUUCUGGCUCCACUUUUUUUGCAAACUCACGGUCAAAUACCACACUCUAGCUAG
Phaeodactylum tricornutum CCAP 1055/1 is the source of this 819-nucleotide messenger RNA. RefSeq lists its product with no specific name. The transcript has 2 exons. The record is from RefSeq and is a predicted model, not a curated record. The coding region runs from base 1 to 819 and encodes 272 amino acids. NCBI's taxonomy places the organism in Eukaryota, Bacillariophyta, Bacillariophyceae, Surirellales, Neidiaceae.